This is a messenger RNA of Acipenser ruthenus (sterlet), 7524 nucleotides long. Its product is annotated as Wilms tumor protein 1-interacting protein homolog. NCBI's taxonomy places the organism in Eukaryota, Metazoa, Chordata, Actinopteri, Acipenseriformes, Acipenseridae. Gene Ontology annotation, molecular function: transcription corepressor activity. Gene Ontology annotation, biological process: regulation of DNA-templated transcription; positive regulation of miRNA-mediated gene silencing; cytoskeleton organization. The record is from RefSeq and is a predicted model, not a curated record. The coding region runs from base 503 to 2650 and encodes 715 amino acids. Gene Ontology annotation, cellular component: adherens junction; transcription regulator complex; nucleus. The transcript has 8 exons.
UUCCACAGAGACUCAGCACACCCCGUCUCCUUCCUCACAUUCCUUCCUCAGAAAGAAGUCCCUUUCUUCUUUUUCUCAGCUCGUAAAAGAUAUUGAGGCACGGUUAGGGUAAGUGGCAUGAGACGUUCCAGCUAUCCGUCAAUCGUUUUUUACAGUGUUUUUGGAAGCGAUACGCCGUUGCAGGUUAGAAAGCUCAAAACCUACAAGAGAAAAUUCCUCCGCACAGCGCGCCAUUGACUGCAUAGACCUUUCAACUUAUUAAAGACUGCAAUUGACGAACAUUUUCGUUUCAUCAAAUCCUUUGCAAAAAGUGAUUUGUGCCUCUAAUCUGCAAAGGCUGGCUGCGCAACGAGUUUAGAUGUGGGGGUGGCGAAGUUACCCCGUUGAAACAAGGACUACCACUGAUAAAAAAGACGGCUCUCUACACAGAUCUCUGUAUUGUAAACUGGAUUUGUGAUCUUAAACUCGGUAGUUUUCUAACUUGUUCUCCGGGAACAAAACCAUGGAGAAGUAUGAGGCGGAUAUCGCAUUGAAAGCGAGUAAGUUCAUAGAGAACCUUUCUAUGUACGAAGCUUGCAAAGACGGACUUUACAGCGGGAGAAGGGACGUGAUGGUUAACCACGAUUUGGAUUUUUCGGGACAGAUGAUUACGAACCAUAAAAGUAAAACAGUGAAUGGCAACGCACAACAGCAGUACCACCAGCAGCAGUACACUGGCGAAAAUUACCAGGCUGGGAAUAAAGUUUACAACGCGGCCCCUUUGCGCCCAGUCAAUGGCAACAAGGGUGCUGCUUCGGAUAUUUGCAACCCACAAAGAGAGACAGUUUAUUGUGAAGAUGGCCAUUGCAGCAAAUCUGAAGUUGCCUUGCCGUGCUACAGCGGGAUUUCCGAGAGGAACCGGAGGUAUUCUUUAGAGGCGCAGAGUCAUAGGUACAGCACGGGGAGUGCAUAUGACGGAGCGGUCGUGAACAAGCAAGGAUCCUUCUCUGCCUACCCUAGCUCGGGCACCAGGAGCAACAAUGUGUGCGUCAGCACCAGUCAAGACGGCAGGUACAAUGCCACCAGCCCCAGGUCUAGCCUGGCUUCUUCCAUGUCUUCCCAGGAGCAAACCAAGCACACGAGCCCCAGAUCGAGCAUCAGUAGCCCCAGGUCGAGCUUGGUGGUACCCGGGCAGGACAAAUACACCAGCCCCCGAUCCAGCUUAGUGCAAUACGACGGGAGCAGUGUGCUGAGCCCCCGGUCUAGUUAUGCAAGCACUGCCAGUGAUACCAGCAAGCACUCCAGUCCCCGGGCCAGCUUGAAUAGCUACGAUUGCGGGAGCAAGCCCAGCAGUAACCGCACUAGUGGCAUCAGUAUGGGUUAUGACCAACGGCACAUCAGCCCAAGAUCAAGCACUGCAAGUCAGUACUCUUGCACCCCGAGUCCGAGGUCCAGUUACUCGGAUUCGCGCUAUGUGUCAUCUGGGAACCCCGAGCAGGAGGGCACAAUCGUGCAUGGCGUCCCAGUGGUCAGCCCCCGUGCGAGCAUCUGCAGCCAGGAAGGCAACAGCAGACCAGGGGUAGCCAGCAGCUGCAACCCGUGUGUGGUUAGCCCACGAUCCAGCAUUUCUAGCCACAGCUCUAGAAGCUCCCGGAGUUCGAGGGGCUCCAUGAGCGCCUACCCAGACCUUCAGCUGCCCUCGCCGAGGUCGUCCAUCCUGGGUCCGGGUUUGCAGGAGGAAUCGGUGGUGAACGAUUUCGGAGAUAGCAGGAUCUAUCUCCAGUCGUCCCCAGCAAGGCACGAGCAGCAGCCGUCUCAGGUCGGAUUAAACACAGACGCCGCCGCGGGUGUUCCGGCACCUUUUAACUACUGCUGCCCCGCGAAAGCCUCGGCCCCGGCGCAGAAGUUUAAGCUGCCUUACCAAGUUAUCCCAUCCCGGGAAAGUGGCCCAAGCCAGGCAGAAAGAAGACUAGAAGCCCUGACAUUGGAACUGGAGAAGGAGUUGGAGAUGCACAUGAAAAAGGAAUAUUUUGGAAUCUGUAUAAAGUGUGGGAAGGGAGUGUAUGGAGCAAGUCAGGCAUGCCAGGCAAUGGGAAACCUCUAUCACACCAACUGCUUCACCUGCUGCUCCUGUGGGCGAAGGUUAAGAGGAAAGGCAUUCUACAACGUCAAUGGUAAAGUUUACUGUGAAGAAGAUUUCUUGUAUUCUGGGUUCCAGCAAACUGCAGACAAGUGCUUUGUGUGUGGCCACCUCAUAAUGGAGACGAUUCUGCAGGCCCUAGGGAAGGCCUACCACCCUGGCUGUUUCCGCUGUGUGGUCUGUAACGAGGGCUUAGACGGGGUCCCUUUCACGGUCGACAUGGAGAAUAACAUCUACUGCGUCAAGGACUAUCACACAGUUUUCGCACCCAAGUGCGCAUCUUGUAACCAGCCCAUCCUGCCUGCACAGGGUUCUGAGGAAACGAUCCGGGUGGUGUCAAUGGACAGAGACUACCACGUGGAAUGCUAUCACUGUGAGGACUGUGGGCUCCAGCUGAACGAUGAGGAGGGUCACCGCUGCUACCCCCUGGACGGGCACCUCCUCUGCCAUGGCUGUCACAUCCGCCGCCUCAAGAUCCAGGUGCCGCCCCACCCUCCCCCCGGCUACCCCAUGCACGUCACCGAACUGUGAGACCACAGAGACCCAGAGGAGAUGGCAGAAGGGCGAUGGAGAGAGAGGAGUGUAAUGUAGAACAUCCUCCUGGCAGGAUUCUUGUAGAGGAAUGAAUGCAAGCGGUGAACCUGUGAUUCUGUUUCUGUAUCUGCUGUAGGCUGGAGUACUUUGUAAUAGUGUGAGGAGCCACAUGUUGAGUAUAGUGGCCCUGGUUAGGCUACUACUCGGCAGCUGUCUGUUCGGCAGUCACUCAUUUAUGAACAGCAUUUGGGGGAAGGUCUCAUUCUUCAGAAACCUUUUCUUUUCGUAGUUGCAGUACACAAAUGACUGAACUGUGUGAGGUUACAGCCGUCGACACACAUGAGCAGCAAGGCCUGCCUCGAAGGGACACACUUCCACGGGAAGAAAGGGACUUUACUUCUUAUCACCGAAGGCCUGAGAGCCAAGAGGCAAGGCUGCACUUGUGUGCAACCAAAAACGGAUGCACAACUUCGGAAAGCCACACAGAGAGCUGCUGGAGCGACCGCUGACAAUUCAAAGUAGCCGCUGUUCCAGAAUCACUGCACUUAUAAAAACUGCUCAUCAUUCCCGGCCUCUGCAAAAACACUGUAAGACUGCAACAUCAUAUUGGCUAUGCAAGGAAACUCUUGUAUGCAAUUUUGCAUUAUUUCACUGUUAACCCAAUGUGUUUUUUUUUGUUUUUAAUCCAUUACGUGUGAAAAGGGGCCAUGAUUUUUUCUGUGAUUUGCAGUUGCCUAUACAUUGUUAGAACACUCUUUUGUAUUAAUUGCAUUUGCCAUGUCUUCAGCAAACAAUAGCAUUUGUGACCUACAAGAUUUACUGGCAAUGUCUUCAUGAUAUAACAAGUAUUAGAUAUACAUAGCGUGUACGUACAGUUGUUUUUAUAUUGGGCAGAACUUUCACCGGAGACCUUAAUUUUAUAAUUUUUUUGGGCAGAGGGGGGAGGAAUAUAUAGAUCUUACAUAGCUAGAAACAUAGUUAUUUUAUGUUGUUGCUAUUCGUUAUCUUAAAACUACUGCAUGAUGAGGGUGUAGGGGAUAUAGAGAUGUAGUCCUUUGUGCUGCAACUUGUAACAGAACUUGCAAUUUGUGCUCACCAGAUCCCAUCACUGUCUCAUUGGGGGGCAUUACAGGGUUAAACGUGUUUGGUCUUUAGACUCUCUCUGCUGUUUUCAAAGAGUUAUUGUGUGUUCUGAGAGUGUAUGCUGUACCAACUCCGUAAUCGUUCAGUGAAAUCAAAUGCACUGCUGUUUCAAAGGCACAUUGUUACCCCCUUCCUCUUUAUCGGCAUCUUCUAGUGACAGCCAGUUAACAGCUAAACAAAUGUGUCUGCUUUCAUCGAUACCCUCUGAUCUGGGUUCUGAUCUUCAUGUUACCUUCGGUAAGAGGCCAGCCCAGUGUGUCUUCAAGUCUUAAGGGUUCAUUCAAGCCUUGUACAUAGAGCUAACAAAGUAACUCCAGUAAAUCUCUCCCAAUAUUACUAUAGUUUUCUUGUAUAAAAACUGCACACAUUACUGAUUACUCCUUCUAGAUAUUGGAGUGCUGCACAGCUGUGUCCCCGCAUUCUACAAGUCACACAAAGGAACGUAGAAGCGUUGAAAUCAUUGAAAAACAGUGAUUGGUUACUUCCCUGUUGCUUCUUGGAGUUUUGACAGAACCUCACGAUUUCUGUGAUCCUUCAAGUGAUCUCUUGAAGUAGAAUACCGCAAGGUGGUCAAAGUGUAGCACUGAAGUGUAUUUUUUUUUUUUUAAUUUAGUCGUUGCCAAUUAUUUUUUAUUAUUUUCUCCCCAAUUUGAAAUGGCCAAUUUAUUUUUUAAGCUCAGCUCACCGCAACCACCCCUGCGCUGACUCGGGAGGGCGAAGACAAACACACACUGUGCCCCGAAGCGUGUGCUGUCAGCCGACCACUUUUUUUCAGAGCUUCAUUGAACGUUUUAUAAAUGGAGAAAUUAAAUGUUUUUAGUUUUGAACAAAGGAAUAAACAAAGUAAUGUUAUUCCUCCAUUUAAAACUCUCUUGCCUCUGACGCUGUAGCUCUUGGGUGGCUGCAUGGUGAGUCUGCAGUGUGAGAAAAAGCAGUCGGCUGACGGCACACGCUUCGGAGGACCAGCAUGUGUUCGUUUUCGCCCUCCCGAGUCAGCGCAGGGGUGAUAGCGGUGCGCUGAGCCUAAAAAAAAAAAAUAAUUGGACAUAUCAAAUUGGGAGAAAAUAAUAAAAAAAUUGGCAACGACUAAAGAUUAAAAAACAAACAAAAAAAAAAACACUCUGAUCUGAUCCCAAUCUGAUGCUGCUCUACGGUUGAUGGUUGCGAAUUAAACAAAUGAAACUGUAAUAUAUAUUAAACAAUGAAGGUGUUUGACAUACACCAUCAUAAUACGUAAAGGAAACUCUUUUUACAAUUGCUAAAGUAAUCUUUAAAUAAGCACGCUGUGGUAGAUAAUUGAUCGACAUAAUGGUAACUUUAUAAACUUUUCAAAUAUUUGCGGGAUUUCACAAAAAUUUCUCUCUGAUUAUUAUAUGAAAACAGAAAUACUUUAAUGUUUUAGAAAACAUUAAUGUUAUCUAAGUAACGGUGCAUUUAAAAAUAACCAUAAAUACUAUAUUAAGAAAAUAUCGCUGUAGAAAACACUGUCAGGUCUAUAAUAUAUCAUGGCCUAAUACAGUAGACCUGACUGAGUGACGAAGUCUCAUAACUAAAUAUUAUUACACACGUUUUGUGUGUUGUCAAAGUUAUCAUUCUAUCGAUUACAAUUACAUACUGCCGUUAUUCUAUCGAUUACAAUUAAAUAAUUGGUUUAAUCAGAUUGAACACUGUUUUUUUAAAUGUUUUGGUCAAUUCCCUUUUUUUCUUAAUGAGCUUACCUUCUCCUGACAGCCUGGAUCUCCCCCUGUCCACAACAUUUUUCUAGUGGCAACUAUCAUCAGCCCUUGAUUCAAUUUGCUCAGAAUGUGUUGAUAAUUUGCCCUGAACCAAUGCUGCAGCUAGCUGUUUGCGUGUUUGGUGGCUAACUUACUACUGUAAAGAAUACAGCAUUGUGAGUGAAUCCAUCAUAAAAUAGACACGACCGUGAACGGUAACAUUUAUUAUAAACUUUUUAGAAGUUUAAAAAAAAAAAAUAACACCAGAUAUUUAUGUACUCAAUCUGUUUAUAGAAGCAUUGGAUUUCUUAAUUAUAAAUGUAAUAGCUGCUUCUAAUAGGUUCCAGUAUGGACAGGAUUAAAAAAAAAAAAAAGUAUGGAUAGGGAUUUAUGUUUUAAAUUAGAAGUACUUUGAUAUUCUGACAUUCAGAAUCUUUAAACGCUGCGCCACGAAAAUUCGCUUCUCAUUGGUCAGUUUCCUGAGUUACGGCAUGCGUAGCGUCAGAAUCAGAUCAGUGGAGCCUGCUCAUGAUCCAUUUAGUACAACGCCUUCUCAAGAUCCGGCUCCAGUGAGCCCGGAUCCGAUCCUGUUUUUUGAUCUUGUUAGUACAACUGGCACUAUAUGGACUGUAGGCAGCAGUUUGCAAAAUGGCUAUGGUGAAUCUUUGAUGCCAAUAACGUAAAGUUUGAAAACCAUUAUUCUAAGCUUUUACACAAAAAAGUUUUGCUAGUCUGUACUUUUCUAUUAAUAAACAGUUUACCAAAACUAGUGCAGUACAGGUUGUGCAUUCUUAACAAAUAUUUCUGCCUUUGCACAGAGAUAUUUGCGUACACACAGUCCCUGAACUUUGGGUUUGAUGGGUGCCUGAGAUUUCAUCUUUUCACAAGGAUGGCUCCAAGAUUUAGGAGACACAAAGAGAUUCGCAGCGUGUAAGAGACAUUUUAAAAGAGCUUCAAAUCAUGGAUCGUCCCUUUUUACCGUAAAGUAAAACCCCGAUUAUCCAGACAUAUUGUCCAAUGUUUCACUGUCCAGUUACCAAGAGAAAAUACGCUAACCAGCCUAGUGUCUCAGAACAUUACUGUAGGUUGUACAGGUUUUCCCAUAAGAUAUGCACCACACAUCAAAAUAGUUUCAAAUAGACAUUUCACACCUGAGAGAAAUAGUAAGAGAACAAUAUUAGCGACUGUUCUUAUGAUGCCUGAUCUGUAGGAUACCCAGUGUAUUUCAAUGCACAGGGGCCUUGUAAUUAUUUGCCAUUGAUUGGGAAUAUCACAUUAACAAUUGUAAAGUAAUUGUAUUCUCUAUACAUGAUUUUACAAACCCACCCUGGUCUCCAUUAGUUCAGAGGUUUUACUGUAUUGUGAAAAUUAUUUUAAAAAGGCUUCAAUUGUUGUUCUGUUAACAGGAGUUUUUUUUUUUUUUUUAUAUAUAUAUAUAGUUUUUAAUGUUUUCAGGAGGAAUGGGGUUUCAUCAUGAAAGGCCAAUAUUUACACUGAAUUAAAUACACACAAUUCCUGUGUACAGUCAAAAGGAAGGACUGAAAAAAAAGCAUUCAAGAGUUGUCCAUUAAGUACAAAUUCCAUAUGCAUUCCAAGAUAGAGUACUAUAUAUAUAUAAUUUUUUUUUGUAUGCCCAUUUUUAUAUCAUGUAACUAUUUUUCCUGUACAAAAAUAUGUUAGUUUUGUAACUAUUGUCUGAAUUGUUUAAAUAAUAAUAAUAAUAAUAAUAAUAAUAAUAAUAAUAAUAAUAAUAAUAAUAAUAAUUGUAUCUGUGCUUUGUGCCCUGUGUGUAGUUUGAGAACAGCAUGUGUGACGAUGGUUAUGUGUUUUCAGUGCUUCAUUCCUAGAUUGUUCAUGAUGAUGGGGGAGGGGGGGGGGGAAAUGUAGAUUUAUUUAUCUAAAGAUGAAAAAUGUAAAGUUAUUUAAUGUGUUAAAAGUCAGAAGAAGUGUCAUUUAACCUUAGAUGAUAUAAUCUGCUUUUUUCAAUAAACAGGUUUUGUAGUUAACUUAAAA